AUGUCUUCAUCAUCAUCUUUUGAUACAGCAUCCGGAUUUUCUGAUGCUAUGAGUGGAAGUGAACAAUCAUUUGGUGGAUUUGCUACUCAAAAUAAUGUCGAUUUAGAUCAAAUUUACAAAGCACAGGAUUAUGAAGCUAAGAGAUUCCAAAAAGAACUUAUGAGGAGUCAAAAGAACACCAAGAAGUGGACGAAAACACAGGUUGAUACAGUAGCUGCAAUCAAAGAAGCCGAAAUUGAAGCUAAAAGAUACGAACUCGAAAGACUUCAAGCUGAACAUGAAGCCGAUCUUGCGAACAAAGAAGCGGAAGUUGAUGCUGAAAUGAGAGAAAUACAGACAGAAUGUGGAGAGUUAAGAGUUGAAAUUCAGGCACUUGAAUUUGAACUCAGCCAAGUCAAGGAACAGAGAAAACGCGACUUGUUACAAGUUCGCUCAGAUAUUGCAUCAUCUAUAAAAGCUAUGGAAGCCAAAGAAGUCGAACACAACAAUCAAAUUGCACAACUCAAAGCAGUAUUGGAUGAUCUUAUCCAAAAGCAUCAAGCUGAUAUACAGCAAGCUAUGGAAGAAAGCCAGACCAAUGAAAACAUUAUUGACAAUCAAAUAGCCCAAAUUACUGCAACUAUUGAAAGAACUCGUAAAGAGUCCUUUAAAUCUGAUGAUUCUUAUGCACACAGAAUGCAAGAAGCAUCUUCAACAGCAGAAAUGCUUAGAAGUGAAAUUAAUGCCUCACAUGAGAGAACUAUUGCUAUGCGUGGUGAAAUAGAAAAUACUCAACAAAAGCUUCAGAUGCUUCAACAAGAGCUUUAUAAGGCUGAAGAGCAGUCAAGAAUGCUCAAAGAACAGAUUAUUUAUACAGAGGAGCAAAAGAAAGUUAUGAAGCAAGAGCUUGAUAAGUUAGAUAGAUCCUUAUGGAAUAGUAAGAAGACUGUAAUCUUACGCAAUCAGUAA
This is a messenger RNA of Trichomonas vaginalis G3, 948 nucleotides long. RefSeq lists its product as uncharacterized. The transcript has a single exon. NCBI's taxonomy places the organism in Eukaryota, Parabasalia, Trichomonadida, Trichomonadidae. The record is from RefSeq and is a predicted model, not a curated record. The coding region runs from base 1 to 948 and encodes 315 amino acids.